Molecule: messenger RNA, 738 nt
Organism: Vitis vinifera (wine grape)
Lineage: Eukaryota; Viridiplantae; Streptophyta; Magnoliopsida; Vitales; Vitaceae
Exons: 1
Coding region: 1-738 (245 amino acids)
Source: RefSeq, a predicted model, not a curated record
AUGCGCACACGUCUAGGACCCCAAACACCCUACAAAAACAGGCCUCAUGCCACCAUAUCACUGGAGGCACACUUCGAGCCUUCAAGCUCGCCUACUUUACAGGGACAUGCCGCCCGCCCACCCGUGGUAGGGGUUGGUAAAGAUCCCUCGUACACAACCCCUCCGGGCUCUAUCAAAAGGCGUCUGGACGACAUGCUCUCCACGCCUUUCAGUCCUCGCAUUAUUAAAUAUGAACCCCCACGAGGGUUAAUCGUCCCGAAAUUCUCCAUGUAUGAUGGAUCUAACGAUCCUUUCGAUCACAUAAUGCAUUAUCGGCAACUCAUGACCCUAGACAUAGGGAAUGAUAGGCUGUUAUGCAAGGUUUUCCCAGCAAGCCUACAAGGCCAGGCUCUCUUAUGGUUUCACCGACUGCCCGCGAACUCGAUUGACAAUCUCCGGGAUCUGUCCGAGGUCUUCGUGGGGCAGUACUUAUGCUCAGCCAAGCAUAAGCAAAAUAUCAGCACCUUACAGAACAUCAAAAUGCAAGAAAAUGAAUCUUUGAGAGAGUUCGUAAAGCGCUUCGGACAAGCUAUCUUACAAGUAGAAUCAUAUAGCAUGGAUGCAGUCCUUCAAAUUUUUAAACGGAACAUAUGCCCAAGGACCCCCUUUUUUGAGUCCCUCGCCAAAAAACCUCCUACAUCCAUGGACAAUUUAUUCCGGUGUGCGAAUAAAUACUCCAUGCUAGAGGAUGACGUCUGA